Messenger RNA from Monosiga brevicollis MX1, 1581 nucleotides. RefSeq lists its product as uncharacterized. Gene Ontology annotation, molecular function: DNA-binding transcription factor activity, RNA polymerase II-specific; RNA polymerase II cis-regulatory region sequence-specific DNA binding. The record is from RefSeq and is a predicted model, not a curated record. The transcript has 4 exons. The coding region runs from base 1 to 1581 and encodes 526 amino acids. Gene Ontology annotation, biological process: regulation of transcription by RNA polymerase II. NCBI's taxonomy places the organism in Eukaryota, Choanoflagellata, Craspedida, Salpingoecidae.
AUGUCGGAUCUUCUCCCCAACUUGGCACCCGACCUGGCCACCUUUUUAAACCCCAACCUUGAGGUGGCCCUUGAUUCGAUCAAAGAUGACCCCACCAUGAACUGGCCCCCCGCUACUGGGCCCGCCUCAGUCCGUACUUCCAUGGCCCAUCCUCGAUACAGUUUCAACACCAGGCUGGACUGGCCCGUGGGGCUCAAUGGCCAGCCCGCAACCAUUUGCGCCAACUCGCUCUCUACCCCCGACUUUCUCGCCAUAAACUGUUCCACCAUGUCCGAGGGCCCUGCCAUGCCCUUGCCCCCCAAGUCUCAGGCCGACCCCACUGGAUCCAGCUUGACCCCCGCCGAUCUACCCGAGGCGCUCCUCACCGAUGCCCUCUUGUCCAUGAACCCAACUGACCGCGACUCGGGCAAUUCAAGCGGCUCGAGCGGAUCGGGCGGCUUGUCCAGUGCCCGCUCUGACCCUGAUCUCCAAGCUGACCUCAACCCAAACUUUAGCCCUGACCUCAAACCUGCCUCCUCCACAAACCCUUCCUUCUCCGCGCCCUCCUCUUCCGCCAGUCACCACAACGCCAGUUCCCUUUCAGCAGCAGACCUCUCCGCUACCGACGAAGCCCUGCUUGCAGCAGCUCAGGCUCAAGCUGACACCAAUCUUCUCAGCUCAGAAGAACUGCAAACCGCUGCCCAACAUGCCGAUGGCUUUGCCUUUGAACUUGAGGACUUUGUUGUCUCCCUCAAUGAUUGGGCUGAUCUCAUGAACGCCACCAAGGCCGAGACCAGCCCCGCCCCCGCCACGACCAGCCCAGUCACCAGCGCAGCCAUCACCCCCACCAACACCUCCACCCUCACACCAGCCCUGGCAUCUGGUCAGGCGCAGCCUCCCGCCGCAGCCCCGGCGGUCACAGCUGGCCCCAGUCGCCGAAGCUCGCACGGCAAACAAAUGCCCCUGCCUAAAGCCGCCGCCCCUCCCUCAACAACCCGCAGACACACCCAGCCCGGCUCCGGAGUCAAUCUUACCGAACCAAGUGCUGCACCGAGCAUCAGCCUGAAUCAAUCGCUGCCGCCCAGCGAGCCUGGUUGGCAUCGUGCCGCAGACUUGCAAAGCAGCGACAGCUGCCUCUCUGAUUCAGACACAGAAGGUGCUCCUGGCGCAGGCUCGGCACAUGCAGCCCGCAGCCCGCAACGCAAACGCCCCGCCCACUCCACUCAUACCACUGGCACUGACGAAACACGGCCCAAGGCGGCCCGACGCCCCAAGUCCCGCCACUGCACCAAGCGCUUCGCCUCCUCGAGCAUCGACACGCUUAAGGAGUGGCUCUUUGCCCACACUGAUCGCCCUUAUCCCACAGACCAGGACAAGACCGAGCUCAUGCAGCAAACCGGACUGGACCUGAUGCAAAUUAACAAUUGGUUCAUCAACGCCCGGCGCCGACUGCUGGUCAAGGUCAACAAGCCCAGCCGCAACAAAACAUCCACGAGCCGCCCAAGCUCGCCCACCGCCUUUUGCAUUGAGAUCGACUUUGCUCGGGUUCGUCUUCGUUUGCACAACGCAGUGACGUUUUGUGACCAAUUGAGUCGCUUCUAG